AUGCCGUCCAUGGCUCCUCCUCCGGGCACGCGCUCUGGCCUCUGCGACGAGCCGCGGAUGCUGGUCGACGACUUUGUCCGCGCACGCGGCGGGCACUGCGCCGUGUCCAAGCUACUGAUAUGCAACAAUGGCCUGGCUGCCGUCAAGUGCAUCCGCUCGAUCCGCAUGUGGGCCUACAUGACGUUUGGCGACGAACAGUACAUCCGCCUCGCAGACAUGUACUUUGAGCUGCCCGCGGGCGGGAAUGCAAACAACUUUGCCAACGUCGACUUGAUCGUCGACGUCGCCCAGCGCGCGGGCGUCCACGCAGUGUGGCCCGGCUGGGGGCAUGCGUCCGAGGAUCCUCGUCUGCCGGAGCAGCUUGCGGCGCUCUCGCCGCCCAUCGCAUUCAUGGGCCCGCCCGCAGCGGCGAUGCACGCGCUCGGUGACAAAAUAUCGUCAAUGAUCGUCGCGCAGCACGCGGGACUCCCCUGCCUGCCCUGGAGCGGCUCGGAGGUGUGCGAGACAGAAAUUGGGGCGGACGGGUGCGUGUCCGUGCCGCGCGCCGCGUACGCGCGUGCGUGCCUUCGGGACGCAGAGCACGGCCUGGCGUGCGCACAUGCGAUCGGCUUCCCCGUGAUGCUCAAAGCGAGCGAGGGCGGGGGCGGGAAGGGCAUCCGCAUGUGCCACAGCCCAGAGAGCUUUACGCAGCUCUACGGCGCGGUCCUCGGCGAGGUGCCAGGCUCGCCCGUGUUUCUCAUGAAGCUCGCCGAGGACGCGCGGCACCUCGAGGUCCAGCUGCUCGCCGACCAGCACGGCCAGGUGGUCAGCCUGUAUGGGCGCGACUGCUCCGUGCAGCGCCGCCACCAAAAGAUCAUGGAAGAAGCACCGAUAUGCAUCGCUCCCCCCCACGUGUGCCGCGCGAUGGAGCAGGCAUCCGUACGCCUCGCCGAGCUCGUCGGCUACCAGUCCGUGGGCACAGUCGAAUGGCUCUAUACGCCCGAGACAGAGGCCUACACGUUCCUCGAGCUGAAUCCCCGCCUACAGGUCGAGCACCCCACGACGGAAAUGGUCACGGGAAUCAACAUCCCUGCCGCACAGCUCCAGGUAGCGAUGGGCAUCCCACUGCAGCAAAUCGACAGCGUCUGCGCCCUGUACGGCGUCCCUCGUGGCGCCGGCGUGUGGAGGGCACUGCACAAGGAGGCCCGUGCGCCGCAAGGCCACGUGGUCGCGUGCCGCAUCACCGCCGAGAACCCCGACGAAGGCUUCCAGCCCAACCUCGGCGCGCUGCACGAGCUCCAGCUGCGCUCGGGCCCUGGGACAUGGGGCUACUUUAGCAUCGGUGCGCACGGUGCGCUGCACAAGUAUGCAGACUCGCAAUUUGGCCACGUUUUCGUCCAUGCUAAGGACCGCGACGAGGCGCGCCGCCAGAUGGUCGUCGCGCUCAAGGCGCUGUCGGUCCACGGCGAGUUUCGCACCACAGUCGAGUACCUCGUGACACUGCUCGAAUCGCCUGCAUUUGCACGCAAUGCAGUGACCACCGGCUGGCUCGAUGCUCUGCUCCGCGACAAGGCGCCCCAAAAGCGCGUCGCGCUCCACGUCGCGGUGCUGUGCGGCGCGGCGGUGCGUGCGCAGCUACUUGCGCGCACGUCGCGCGACGAAUUUCGGCUCGCUCUGCGGCGGGGGCAGGCGCCCCCAUGCGGGACGCUGCGCGUGGUGUACGCGAUGGAGUUUGUGUACGACGGCAAGCUCUUCGCCGUCGAGGCACGCCAGUGUGCGCCGCGCGAGUGGGCGCUUUGCAUAAACUCACAGACGGCGCACGUAGAUGUGCGCGAGCUGAGCGACGGGGGUAUGCUUGUGCGCCUGUCGGGGCGCGCACACACCGUGUACUGGAGCGAGGAUGCAGCGCAGCUGCGCCUCUCGAUCAACGGGCAGACGUGCGUCUUUGAAGAGGAGCAGGACCCGUCGCGCAUCUGCUGCUCGACGCCGGGCAAGCUCGUGCGCUUCCUCGUUUGCGAGCACGAGCACGUCGCCGCGGGCACGAGCAUCGCCGAGAUCGAGGUGAUGAAAAUGUACCUGCCGGUCGUCGCCGAGGUGGGCGGCGCCGUGUCUUUUGCGCGCGCCCCGGGCGAGACACUCGCUGCAGGAGACCUCGUCGCAGUGCUCGCCGUAGACGACGCAUCGCUGUUUCGGCGCCCAGCGCCGUUUGCGGGCGCGUGGCCGACCGGAGCGCCGGCAGAGCUCCCCAGCCGCGAGCCGCACCAGCGCCUGGCGCACGCACGCGCGGCGCUAGAGCAUGUGCUUGCCGGCUACCUCGUCAAGGACAUUGACACGGCCGUAGACACGUUUGUCGCGAUGCUGCGCGAGCCCUCCCUGCCGUUCGCGCAGCUGCGCGAGGCACUCGCGCGCGCGCACAGCCGCGUCCCUCUGGCGGUACAACGCGCACUGCACGCCGCGCUCGACGAGGCCUGCGGCGUGUUUCCAGUGCAGGCGCUGCGCCGCACCCUCGACCGGGUCGCGGACGCAGACGCGGCCGCGGCACUCGCGCCCGCGGUGGCGGUCGUCGAAGAGCACCGUUUCGGCCUGGCGUACUACGAGUGUGCCGCGCUCUGUGCGCUCUUUGCGCAGUACGCCGCAGUUGAGGCCGUGUUUGCAGGCGGCCCGGAUGCGGUGCUGCGCCGCCGCGAGGCGGGCGAUUCCGAGGAUGCGAUCCUCGCGCUGCAGCUCUCGCACGAGGGGUGUGCAAGCAAGAAUGCGCUCAUCCUCCAGCUGCUCGAGCCCCACGUCCAGGACGCAGACCUGGUGAGUAACGCGGCGGGUGCGCAGGACAUGGUGCGUGCGCUGCAGAGCCUGUCGGUGCUGCGCGGCGCCGCCGUCGCGCCGGUCGCACUCAAAGCACGCGAGAUUCUCCUCUGCGCGCAGCUCCCCAGCUUUGCGACGCGCCGCGAGCAGAUGGAGCGCACGCUGCGCACGAGCAUCCUCGCGCGCACCGGGCGUGCCUCGACGCCCCAUACGCCGGGCCUCGAGCCGCUGCUGACGCUGAGCGCGACGACGCACCGCACCGUCGACGUGCUGCAGACGUUCUUUGCGCACCCCUCUCCAGGCGUCGCGUACGCGGCGCUCGCGACGUACGUCCUGCGCGCGUACCGCGUCUACGACAUCCUCUCGUUCCGCCCGGCGACGCUGCGCGUGGGGGGGCACGCCUGUGCACUGCUCACCUGGGCGUUCCGCAUGCCGCCCGGCCUGCUCAGCGACCGCACAAAAGAGCGGCAGGCGUCGGUCACGGACCUCGCCGCACACAAGGCACACCGCAGCGUACCGCCGCCGCUGCGCCAAGGCGCCAUGACCUGCUGCGCGAGGUGCGUGCAGCUCGAGGAGCUCGUCUCGCGUGCGCUGCCGUGUCUCGACGCGCCGGCGGACGAGCCCGUGCAUGUGCUGACUGUCGCCGUCGUGGGCGAGCGCCGGCCGCAGUCGGAGCUGCGCCCGGAAAUCGCGCAGGUCAUUGCGCGCCAGGCCCCGGCGCUCGCCCGCGCGGGUGUGUGCCGCGUGACGGUGCUCGUGGGCCGCGAGCGCCUCUACCCGCUGUACAUCACCUGGCGCCGCAGCGGCGAGCACUGGGGGGAGGAACAGGGGAUCCAAAACGUGGAGCCCGCGCUGGCGCACGAGCUCGAGCUGGACCGGAUGCUCGCGCACUUUGACGUGGCGCCGGUACAGCUCAAUUCGUCCACGGUCUACCUCUACCACGCCCGGGGCACACGCAACCGCGCCGACGUGCGCUUCUUUGUGCGCGUGCUCGUGCGCCCGAUGCCCCCGCCGCGCGACGUGCGCGAGUACGUCCUGGUCGAGAGCGAGCGCGUGCUCGUCGAGAGCCUCGACUGCCUCGAGGUCGCGCUGGGGCAGCACGCGUACUGCGCCGCAGACGGCUCGCACCUCUUUCUCUCGUGGCUCUUUCCCAUUGACCUCGCGCUCAAGGACAUUCUCGGCGUGGUGCGCACGCUCGCCGAGCGCUACACGGAGCGCUUCACACGCCUCCGCGUCGAAGAGGCCGAAAUGCGCAUCAUGCUCUCGGGCGGGGGACAGCCGCGCCGUGUGCACGUCUUUGUCUCGGCCAUGUCCGCGUUCCAGCUGCGGUACGAGGUGUACGACGAGGAGGCCCUGCCGAGCGGCGACACGGUGCUGCGCACCAUCACCGCCCCGUCGUGCUGCCCAGCACGCGGCGGGACGAGCAUCCACACGCCGUACACGAACCGCUCGGCACUCGCGACGCGCCGCGCGUGCGCAGAGCGCCUCGGCACCACGUUUGUGUACGACCUCGUGGAUGCGCUGCGCCACGCCUUGUGCGCGCAGCGCCGCCAGGCGUCCGACACGGACCCCGUCGUGUCUGCCACAGAGCUCGUGCUCGGCGCAGACGGCCUCGCGCCUACCUCGCGCGCGCCGGCGCAAAACACGGUCGGGAUGGUGGUGUGGCACCUUGUGCUCGCUACGGAAGAGUACCCCGCGGGGCGCCCGCUGUACCUCGCUGCCAACGACAUUAGCGUGCAGGCCGGCUCAGUGGGGCCCGCCGAGGCCGCGCUGUUUUCCGCGGCAGCAGCGCGCGCACGCGCCGAAAAAGUGCCUUUUCUCUACGUGUCGGCCAACAGCGGCGCACGCCUCGGGCUCGUGCCCGACGUCCUGGACAAGUUCCGCGCCAAGCUCCGCGACGAUGCGGCGGGCGGCAUCGAGUACCUCUACCUCGACGACGCCGCGCUCGCGGCACUCCGCCCGGGGUGCGUCCGGACACGCGCGGUGCGCGCGCCGGACGGCACGACGCACCACGUCCUCACGGACAUUAUCGGCGCCGCGGAUGCGGGCCUCGGCGUCGAGUCGCUCUCGGGUAGCGGGCGCGCCGCCGGCGAGAUGAGCCGCGCGCGCGAGGCGAUCUUCACCGCGACCAUCGUGACAGGGCGCAGCGUCGGCAUCGGCGCGUACCUCGCGCGCCUAAGCGGCCGCGUGAUCCAGGUCGAGUCCGCGCCGAUGGUCCUCACUGGCUUCCAGGCGCUGAACCAGCUGCUCGGCCGCCAGGUGUACGUGAGCAACAUGCAGCUCGGCGGGCCGCAGGUCAUGGCGCACAACGGCGUGUCGCACCUCGUCGCACGCUCGGACCUGGACGCAAUGCAUGCGUACGUACGCUGGUUGUCCUAUGUGCCCGCGCACGCCGGCGCGCCACUGCCGCGCAGCCCGAGCCUCGACCCGGUGGAGCGCACUGUGGCGUACGUCCCGCCGGCGGCCGCGUACGACCCACGCCUGCUGAUCGUAGGCGACGCGCACGCGCCCGGCCUCUUUGACCGCGGCUCGUUCCAAGAGACGCUGCCCGAGUGGGCCACGAGCGUAGUCGUCGGCCGUGCGCGCCUCGGCGGCAUCCCUUUCGGCGUGAUCGCCGCCGAGACACGCAUGCUCGAGCGCGUGGUGCCGGCGGACCCCGCGAACCCGCAUUCGACCGAGCAGCGCGUCCUCGAGGCUGGCCUCGUGUGGUACCCCAACUCGGCGCUCAAGACGGCGCAGGCCAUCACCGACUUUCAUCGCGAGGGACUCCCGCUGCUCGUGCUCGCCAACUGGCGGGGCUUUAGCGGCGGCCAGCAAGACAUGCGCGACGAAAUGCUCACGCAGGGCAGCAAGAUCGUCGACGCACUCGCGGCCUACACGCGCCCCGUGUUUGUCCACCUCCCGCCCCGUGCAGAGCUGCGCGGGGGCUCCUGGGUCGUGCUCGACUCAGCGGUGAGCGCCAGCGGGCACAUGGAGAUGAGCGCCGACCCCAGCGCACGGGGCGGCGUCCUAGAGGCCGCAGGCCUCGUCGAGAUCAAGUUCCGCACGGAUCGCCAGCGCGCGGUCAUGGAGCGCCUCGACGCAGGCUACGCCGAGCUUGCCGCACGCCAGCGCACCGCCACGGACCGCGACGCGCGUGCCACGGCGGCCGCACGCGCCGCGGAACGCGAACGCGAGCUCGCCCCGCUUUAUCACACAAUCGCACUCGAGUAUGCCGACGCCCACGACCGCGCCGGCCGCAUGCUCGCCACAGGCGUGCUCCGGCGCACGGUCGCCUGGGAGGGCGCACGCGCGUACUUUUACUGGCGCGCCCGCCGCCGCCUCGCCGAGCUCCGUGCACAACAGGCGCUACUGCGCGCGGACACGGCACUCGACGCGGACGCUGCACAGGCGCUCGUGUACGACGCGGCGGGGUACAAGGAGAGCGACUCGGACCAGGCCGCCGUGCACCGGCUCGAUGCCGCGGACGCCGCGAUCCAGACGGCCAUUGCUACUGCACAGGCACGCGCCGUACGUGCGGCGCUCGAUGCGCUCUCGCCGGAAGCGCGCAGGAUGGCCCUUGCAGACAAGUAG
Messenger RNA from Malassezia japonica, 6354 nucleotides. Its product is annotated as acetyl-coenzyme-A carboxylase. Gene Ontology annotation, cellular component: mitochondrion. Gene Ontology annotation, biological process: fatty acid biosynthetic process. NCBI's taxonomy places the organism in Eukaryota, Fungi, Basidiomycota, Malasseziomycetes, Malasseziales, Malasseziaceae. Gene Ontology annotation, molecular function: metal ion binding; acetyl-CoA carboxylase activity; ATP binding. The transcript has 2 exons. The coding region runs from base 1 to 6354 and encodes 2117 amino acids. The record is from RefSeq and is a predicted model, not a curated record.